This is a messenger RNA of Ctenopharyngodon idella (grass carp), 9322 nucleotides long. RefSeq names its product zinc finger and BTB domain containing 34 (gene zbtb34). Gene Ontology annotation, biological process: regulation of transcription by RNA polymerase II. NCBI's taxonomy places the organism in Eukaryota, Metazoa, Chordata, Actinopteri, Cypriniformes, Xenocyprididae. The transcript is spliced from 3 exons. The record is from RefSeq and is a predicted model, not a curated record. Gene Ontology annotation, molecular function: DNA-binding transcription factor activity, RNA polymerase II-specific; protein binding; RNA polymerase II cis-regulatory region sequence-specific DNA binding. The coding region runs from base 1799 to 3325 and encodes 508 amino acids.
AUGAUGAGCGCUGCAUUUUACCCAAAGUUGAAUAUUCUUUAACUCUCUGCUACCAUAAAAAAAACAGAGCACUCAGCGCGAAAUAGAUGCUCAGCUCCUCGUCAUGCCGCUGGCGUUUUAAAAAAGCGCAGCACUUCCUUUGAAAACAACUGGAAAAAUAUGCUAGGCUCUGGAAAAAAAUGCUUUGGUGGACACACAGCCUAACUUCUUUUAACUUGAGCGCCACGUUUUUAGAAUGUCGUGUUGUGCGAGACGCUGCAAAAGACGCGAGUGCAAUGGUUAAACACGUCUGUCUAGCACUUUAAAAAACAAUGUAAAAGAAGCGCAGUGGAAUUGAAAACUGUGUUUUGUGUAAAUAUCCUCUUAGCGUCCACCAGCAGUGCAUAUGACGUACAGUAGAGUCAGUCCUUACGCUCUCAAACUGCUUAAAUAUUUUUAUGCAUUUUUAUGCAAUAUAUUGUUUCUAUAUAAUUAACAUUGCGCCUGCUGCACCCAUGGUACGACAGCAAAGUUCCUUGAUUAUUACGCCGGAAUGAGAGUAUAGUUCCUAGCCAUAUCGGCCUAGAAAAUCGCAACUUUUCAUUUUCUGUCGGUCUUAGUACACAAUGUAACUACAGAAGAGUCAAGUUUUAAAUAAGAGAAAUAUCGAAACUCAUUGGUCAUUUUUGAGCGAGAUGCUAACGGUCUAAUCAGAUUCAAUGAACUAUGCUAAGCUAUGCCAAAAGUGGUACCGCCAGACCCGGAGAUCGGCUGAAUGGAUUCGAAAACGGUUAAACUCAACUGUUUAACUCUAGGGGAGUUGGAAAAUGAGCUUAUUUUCCAAAAAAGUGGAGUGUUCCUUUAAGAACUUUUUUUGCUUUAAAUCAAAGUUUGUUAUUUUGUGAUUCAACUCGUAGCUAGUUGGUUUGGUGGUUCAUGGCUUACAACUCUUAAAUGAAGACUUUUUAAAAAUCCCUAUGGACAAAAAAAAAAAAAAAAAGAAGAAGAAAAAAAAGAAAAAGAGAAAUACUUUCAGAACCAAGGACACUGAAAAAGUGUACGGGCACCGUUGCAAACUACAAGCAGGAUAUCCCGUUGAAACUUGAGUCAUCCAUAACUUUUUUUCAGAUAUGAUUUUUUGCUCAAUGAUGUGGAAAUAAGAGCUUAGGUUAUAUAGAAGCCUCUAGAAUAUGUUCGAGGUGAUUGUGUGCCUGAAGAAUGUCUUUUUUGCGAAAUGGUCUGAAAUAGAAAGUACUUUUUUUUGCAUUUGCUCACCAGGAAGUUCGUAUGAAAGUGUCUUCAUUGUGGAUUUUCCCAUGUCCUUGUCAUCUUAAAAGCCGCAUUUCGCUUGCUAUACUCCUAUAGGUGUGUUAUGGCAUCUCAGGAGGAGUCAUAAAUGUCCCUCCUAACCACUCAGAAUGUUUUCUCAACCAGGCUUGUCUGAACAGACGGAGCCAAACCAAUUAAGCUGUGUGCAUGAGUAGGCAUUAUUGCUUUGCACUCGAUAAACCUUUCAUUUUUGUGGCUGUGGCUGCUUCUCUUCAGUAUUAGCUGUUAAAGGCUUUUGGUUUGAAAGUUCCUCCUGUUAUGGCAGAUUUAUAGCACACAGAAAAAGGGAAGGAUUUUUCUUGUACCUUACACAAGACAUCACCUCCGCUGCUCAGGCUUUUUUUUGUAGCUGCCUCUGAAUCUAAUGACAUCUGCUCCAGCUUCAAUGGGGAUCGACUUGGGAAAGAAGAAAGGAUGCCUUUGACCUGCGCACCCGAAGCAAAACAGAAUGACUUGGUUCUCUACAAACCAGGAGAGAAGUCAGUGAGUCAUGGAGGACUGUGGUAGCCUCAUAGAGUUUGAUGUUCCUGAAUUCAGCAACACCGUCCUGAACCAGCUCAAUGAGCUCCGUCUCCAGGGCAAGCUGUGCGACAUCAUUGUGCACAUUCAGGGCCAGCCGUUCCGAGCCCACAAGGCUGUUUUGGCUGCCAGUUCACCAUACUUCCGCGAUCAUUCAGCACUAGGCACAAUGAGUGGCCUCUCUAUCUCUGUAAUCAAGAGCCCUGAGGUGUUCGAGCAGCUGUUGGCCUUCUGCUACACUGGCCGCAUGGCAUUGCGCCUACGUGAUGUCAUCAGUUUCCUCACGGCUGCCAGCUUCCUCCAAAUGCAGGCUGUGAUUGACAAAUGCACACAGAUUCUCGAGGGUAUUCACUCCAAAAUCAGCAUCCCAGUGCCUGGUGGGACUGAUCCAGAUGAUGAUUGCACCACCUUAAGGUCUGGACCCAACGGUGUGAAAGACGCUGGUAUCUUUGUAAACCCCACCCAGAUUUCGCCACCCUACUAUCCCCGCCAGAAUCAUUGCGUGGAAGGGCGGAGCUCAGGUAAGGGGAUGGCGGAGGAGGGUCAGUCAGACCGAGGGAGCAGCGACGGAAUAUCUGAGCAGGAGGUGUCCAUGGAGGUUGAGUCGGAACAGAUAGAACUCAUCGGGAAGGAUGGGCAGGUGACUGAUGUCCAUAUCAAGCUGGAGAAAACCGACCGUCCCAGCUACUCCGAUAGUUCGUCGGCAGGUGACGACGGCUACCACACAGAGCUAGUGGAUGGUGAACAGGUAUUGGCUGUCACCGUGGGAUCGUAUGGGCCUGUGCUUUCCUCUGCCAGAUACACUUACUCGACACUACCUUCCUCCUGUUUCGUCAGCCUGAGUUCCUCUAGCCCAUCUCGUUCCUUGCUCAGCAGUGUCCGGGGUGGUCGUGCCCGACCGAAACGUCCCGUGCCUCUUCCAGCCGAUCUACUAACUCAGCUCAAGCCUGGUACCGACGAAGGAGAUCCACCUGCAACGGCAACUACCUUCGAAAAUGACGUAAGGGAGCGUAGUUUCCGCGGACAGUGGUACCCCUACAACGAGCGCCUCAUCUGCAUCUACUGCGGCAAGUCCUUCAAUCAAAAGGGCAGCCUGGACCGUCACAUGCGUCUGCACAUGGGCAUCACGCCCUUCGUCUGCAAGUUCUGCGGUAAGAAGUACACCCGCAAAGAUCAGCUGGAGUACCACAUCCGCGGCCACACGGACAACAAACCCUUCCACUGCCAGAUCUGCGGCAAAUGCUUUCCCUUCCAAGGCACACUCAACCAGCACUUGCGCAAGAAGCACAUGACCUCUGGCACAGAAGUUAAUAAUCACACUGACUUGCUGGGAGAGGCACCAGAUGGCCAGAGAGGGGAGCAAGAGGAUACCUCAGAGGGUGAAGUAGCCUGUGGAGCAGCGUACCCCGAUGAUUUGUCGACAAAAACCCCCAGUGAAGAGAGUGGCAAGUGUAGUCCGGAAGAAAGUCCUGCGUCCAAACCCCUGCGUGGAUAUUAAGUAUAUUAAAUUACUUGGUUGUUUGUCCUACUUAUCUAAUAAGGAAGCUUAAAGGGUUACUCUUUUCAUGAUUAAGCCCAGCUGUUUUUAAAGAACGACAAGAAAUAACCUGCCUUGCGCAUUUUCUACUCAUCCAUUUUUGUGGAAGUUCUACACAGGACUAAGACAGAGAGAGAGUUUUUAAGGAGUUUUUUUCAAAGGGAAGGAGUCUUAUAAUCGGGGAAUUAAAUAAUCGGGGAGGUGGUCUCUGUAAUCAAGGCCUCCUAAGAGUUUUAUCACAUUUUUAUAUAUCUAUAUAUAUAUAUAUUUCCAUGUUUUUCAACAUAUUUACAGAGUAAUAUAGGCAUGUUGCAAUAAUGAAUAAUGUGAAAGCUCAGAUGAGAUGCUUGUCAUAUCACGCUUUUACCUGACCUGUUUUUGCACAUGUGGCCUGUAUUGGGUCACUCACUCACGAGGAAUGGUUUAUCUGCCAGUGCAAGGCUCUUUGUGACACAUCUGUUCGAUACCUCAUCACACAACCUCAACAUACUCAUAAUGGACAGUAUUUGUAGCUUGUCAUCAACUCCAGCCAGGUUUUACCUCAUAGCAAAGAACCUGAACGGAGGGGAAGAAGCUUCUCUCAAUAAAGUCACGAUUGUUUUGUUUCCAAGGGGUUGGAAUGCCGAGCAAAACCCUUGAACAAAAUAUCUCCACUUUAUACUUCAGUGAAAUAUUCCUUAGUGAUUGUAUGAAUUCUGGAUUAAUCUUGUUCAGUUUUCUCUAGCAGCCAUGUUAUGUAUGUCUAUGGGAAAAUUGCUAGUACAAGGUGUACCUGUGGUGUAUUUUCAGGAUCAAGGAUAUACUACAAAAUAUGAUGCUGUUUUCUUCCACUUUUUCAUUAUUAUAAUGCCAUAUUUUUCCUAGAAUCACAGUCUGUCGUUUUGCACUCUUUCUAUAACAUUAUCCAUUUGGUUUCAGUUAUAAUAUCAAUGGUAUAGUUGCAAAUUAGUGCUAGAGUAGCAGCACAGUCAACUAUAUUAUUUAAUUAAGGAAUGUUAAGUCAAAUUCUUUCUUGUGCCAAGUUCCUUUCUUUCUUUCUUUCUUUCUUUCUUUCUAGACACCGAUGAGAAGGGUGUGCCUUUAUUAUAAAUUAAUAUAUUUGUAAAUGCGUUUCUGAAAAGGGUUCAUUGCAAGAUAUGAAAAUUGCCUUAGGGCCAUACUAUCAUGGGAAGAAGGGGGAAAAAAAAAACUUCUUGGUGAAAUAUUUAUAGCAAGAGCUUUAGUUUUUUCAGUAACUUUGUGUGGAACAGACAGCUGUGAUAAGAAUCUCUCUUAGGCUUCUCACAUUAAUGCAUCUGUUGAUGUACAGACCAAAACGUAUGGUGUUUCAAUACAGAAAUUAAUAAUUGAAGAAGAUUUCACUUACUGCCGGUAUGCUUUUGAAAAUAUUAAAUAGUAUGGAGGUGUAUUGGUUAUGCUGGAGGUAUAGUGUUGGGUUUCAUACUACAAAAGAGCAGUAAUAAGAUAAACCUGCAGUGUCAGUACCACUGUUGUGGGCACUAUUAUGUGUCGAAUAUUAUGAAGAGAGAGCCCUGGACAAUAUCUCGUCCUAUCCAUUUUCAAUGUUAUGUAACUGGUGCAAAACGUCAUACCUCACACCUUUUUUUUUUUUUUCGAUCUGUGAUUGAAUAAGGCUACUUGUUGUAUCACAUGACAAUUUUAGAUACAUUUUGUUAUUUCUUAUCACCGCACUGUCUUAUUAAUUCUAACAGAUAAGCGGCUGCAUACAAUGCAAAACAAGUAAAAUAGUGUUUCAUCGUAAGCAAUACACUAGACUCAUAUUUUAUAGUCAUCACUACAGUCAAGCAUCUGCCUCCCUGACUGCAAUAUAUUUGAUUUAUAGCUGUGGAUGCUCAGACAAAUUAAAACAUGCCUCGUUCUCUUCAAGUGCUUUCAAGUUGGCUUGACAUACCAUUUAGAUAUUUACUUUACCACACCCUCUAUAAGUUUACUUUGACAACCACCAAGGAUACUUCGUGUAAGCAACGUACCCUUUUGUUCAGAGACUGGUAUUAUCCUAUCAAGAAAACUCCUUAAUUCUGUGAAACGCCAUCAGUAUCACGCCUUGGGUAGAACUUGUUUCUGAAAGUUUAAGUUAAACUACUCAGUGACUUACAUUUAUGGUGCUUUUCUGUUUUCAGUUUCUGUAGUGUUGCAGUCACUUUCUUUAGUGGUGUUUACUUAAUGUUGUUUUUUUUGUUUUGUUUUUUUUUUAAUUUCCAUUUAUAUCAUUUUCUCAGUUAAAGUAUUUUCAGAUUUCAACUUCAGCACUGAGAGAAAAGUAGAUUUGAAGGAAGGAAACCUUUGCCAUUUUUCUCUCUGUUUAAAAUCAAUGCUCAAAAUUCAUAUUUUAGAAUACUGGACUAUUUAUAAUGUGCCAUUAAAAUCUCUUCAUGUGCUUGUAUAACUGGCAGACGAGUGAGAAUGAACCUUAUAUUUUUGUUUUUCCGGCUCUGAGCUUUGAAUCAAUGGCAGUUUAAAACAGUGAGCCAAAUGUGAAAACUAUUACAGUUACCAAGAGCCAAAACGCUCAAUGCCAUACUACUGACAGAACAUGUUUGGUGUCAUUCUGUGACAUGAGAUGCCAUGUAUGUCAUUUGAAGCAUUGUAAGCCUGACUGCUUUGUUCGCUAAAUAUGUUUAGAUUUGCUCUGUUUCUAUAUCAUAAUGUACCCGUUCAUCUUAGAUGACUUUGGCCACUAACCAAAGAGCAAACCAAAAAUUGUAAAGGGUUUGUGUAGUAUGUUGCACAGCAGACAAGAGAGAGACCAAAACCAAGCCCUGGAACAAAUGAAUCUUAGAAGUGUCAGCAGAUCUUUUUCGUCUCAUUUCCCUGCAUCAUGCUGUCAUUUAUUACACACACUGGCUUUGAGCAGAAACAUUUCAUUGAGCUAAUGUUUUACAAUGAAUGAAGCUGUAAGCAUUAGCUUUAGCUUUUGAAGAACAGAUUUUGGAUGUUGUUUUGUGGUCUUUAAAGAAGGGAUGGUACAAACAGAAAAGUUUUGUCGAGGAAGUUGAUUGAACUGGUGCCUUGCUGUGAAACCUAGAGGCUACACUACCAUUUGGGGUCAGUGAGAUUUUUUUUUUUUUUAAUUAUUUUGAAAGAAAUUGAUUUUUAUUCAGCAAAAAAGUCACUGUUUCCAUAAUUUAAGCAGCACAACUCUUUUCAACAUUCAUAUUAAGAAAUAUUUCUUGAGCAUCAAAUCAGCAUAUUAGAAUGAUUUCUGAAGGAUCAUGUGACACUGAACAUUUAGCUUUGGAUCAUAAAUGUUAUUUUACAACAUACAAAAAUAGAAACAGUUAAAUAAUAAUAUUCACAAUAUUCCUGUUUUUACAGUAUUUUUGAUCAAAUAAGCCUAGGUGAGUGAAAGAGACUCAAUUUCACAUUAAAAAAAAAAAAAUCGUACCGACCCCAAACUUUUGAAUGGUAGUGUAUGUGAAUCACUUACCCCGCAGGUCAUUUUAUUUUUUUGUUGCCGCGCAAGAUUAUGGGAAUGAGAUGAGGGGUUCCUUCAAAGAAGGUGGAAAUGUUUGUGUUAUUUUUGGAUGUAUCAAUGUAUCAGCCUGGUCUUUUGUAUAAAUAUUGAACUAAUGGUUGUAUGCAAAAGCAAUAUGCCUGUUAGAUCAUAAUCGAGACCUGCAGUAAGUUUCUGUAUCCUUCUUUUUGUUUCUAUGGGGGGAACAUCCCAUUUGUUGGGGACUGAUAUGCAUUGAAGAAACAGAUUUUCGCAUCCGAGUCAUUAUGCAGUUUCGACUGAAAGUUGAAUAUGCUGAAAUAAUACAAUGGGACAAUCAAACAGCUUCAAAAUAUAGAAGCUUACUCUUAAAAUAAGUUUAAAAAAAAAAAAAAAAAAAUCAUAUUCUCGUCAGUUGAUUUUUGCUUGGCUAUAAUCUCAUCAGAAUGAUGCUUUCAGGUUAGCAGAUCGCUGUAUUAUAUUGUUUGGUCUAGAGGGGGGAAUAUGCAUGCCGGCCCACUUAUUGUUCAAGUAGAAUUGCAUGGUGACCUCUGCGUUGUAAUACGAAACUACAGAUGACCUUUUGUUUUUGUCUUAAGACUUGAAAGUGAUUUUCAUUUAUAGCUAUAUCUCUUUUGUGAUAUUUCACCUGGCAUGCACUUAAUGACUUUUCUUAAAUAAUAAUAAAUAAAUAAAUGUAUUCCAUAAGGGAUUAAUUGACCAUGUAAAACUCCCAACUUGUGGGACUCAUAAGGCCUCAAAUAUUUUAUCGCUUGGGAUGCGUUUCCCCUUUAAUGGUGCUUUACGACUGGUCAGGUUUCUUUUCAGUUUUUAUAAUGUGUAAGCAAAAAGAUGAUGUUAAAUCGGUGAUAUGGGGUUAACAUACUCAUGUAAAGGAUUUAAUGAACUGUACUAAUAGAGUCAUACUCCGCCAACUGACCUAGAUACUCAUGGUCCAUAUUCACUUGCUUUGUUCACAUAAAACCAGUUCAGUUUGUGCCAUGCACAGUCAUCAAAAAAAGAAGUGUUUACAGGGAAGGCUGUUGGACUACUUUUUGAUUGUGCAGCUCGUCCUUUUUAACUGUUGAAAACUGUUGACUUACUUCAGGUAGUUUAUGAACACUGAGCUAAACCUAGAGAUAUUGAAGAAAAGGACAUCUUGAAGUCUUCCAUUGGUUCUCCACUUCCAACAUGUCUCCACUGUGUAAUAUGCAAAAGCAAUAACCUUUGUAAAAGCAUUUUUUUUUUUUUUUCCUUUGGUGUCUUUCUGCCUCUCAGAUCGCAAGAGGAUCGUGUCUCAAAAUGAAUGCAUUCAGGAUGUCAGGGAGCUGAGGUCAUGACGAAUUUUUUUUUUUUUAAUAUAUAUGUAUAGCCUACAUUCUUUUAUGUGAAAACUUGGACAGGUUGGGCAAAUAUGCUUCUACAGUGCGGCUUGUGUUGGCGGUUACAACAGUACAUGUUCUGAUUGUACUUAACUUACCUGUCGCCUCAGUGUCACUGGUGAAAAGUCACAUCUUUUUUUCUUUUAAUUUUUUUUUUUUUUUUUUUUUUUUUAAAUCCGUGUCAAAUACAAAAUCUUUUAGAUAUGUAACCUGCCGCUAUGGUGUGCGUUAAAGAUCUUCUUUCUUCAUGCGUCAAGAAACGACCAAUUCGUACGUAUUCGCACAACGUCACUUGUACGAAUUCAUUUGAUUUGUCUAAACCCCAAUGACGGGUAGGUUUAGGAGCGGGGUUAGGGGUAGGUCAUUCAUUCGAAUUUGGCAACACGUAAAAUACGUACGAUUUAGCAAAUGAAUUCGUACGAAUUAGCCACCUCGUAAAAUACGUACGAAUUGCCGUGAGAUCGGAUUGGCCAAUCAGAGGACUUAAGCAAAAUUGUUAACUCAAACACUUGUUCUCUCAUGUAUUCGGGACAUUGCAAAAAGUAAAAAGUAGAACUCAGGGUUAUAGUAUUCAGAAAAUGCCAUUUUGGAUGCGCAGUGAUUUGUGUGUGUCCAAAACUAAGCUUGCACUUUUACUUCAGGUGGGGAAACAAUUCCUCAGUCAUUGGUUCCCAAAACAGUCUGCCUCACAGGUGUGGUAAGAUGCACCUAAAUGUUUCCGUUCUUGCUCUUCCCGAAUGCGUGGGAGUUUCACCGCUUAGGAAAGCAGAUCUUUAGCUCUCAUCCUAUCACAGCACUCUGUCCAACCUUCUGUUAUCCACUAUAUGUUCAACCUCACAACCCAACUGUGAACCUCAGAACUCUACUGUUUUAUACAACUAUGAAGUACAUGAAGCUAGCUGACGCCGAUGCUGUAACAAUUAACUCGCCAUUUAUGAAUUUUAUUUUAUAGCAUGAAAUAUAAAGUUAUAUUUAUUCAAAUGAUAUAUUUUACUCAUAAUCAUUCUGUGCUGCUUUUUAUUUUCGUUCUUAAAGCUUGUAUAUUGCUUUUUUAUGAUACAAAGAAAUGUCAAUAGGUAAAAAUGCAUUUGUUUGUACAAUAAAGAUGCUGAUUUGGCAAAA